AUGGAGGCUUCGGGGCCACCCCAGGCCAGGAGGUGCUUUCAGGAGGCCCUGGAGAAGCUUUUCCCUCGCCUCUGCUUCCUCUGCUCCCUGGUGACUUAUGCGCUGCUGGGUGCUGCCCUCUUCUCGGCCAUCGAGGGGGGCCAGGGCUUAGGGCCAAAUGACCCGGAGUUUGAUGAAUUCCUGGGGGAGCUCUGUGGCAUCUUGAAAUGCAACCGAACAGUUGAGGAAAGCAAGAAGCAGGAUCUCGAAGUGCUGCUGCAGAAGGUGAAACCUCACUGGUUCAGCACGUUUGCAGACUGGUCCUUCCUGAGCUCGCUCUUUUUCUGCUGCACAGUCAUCAGCACUGUGGGUUACGGCCACAUGUACCCCGUCACCAGGCUUGGCAAAUACAUGUGCAUGCUCUACGCCCUCUUUGGCAUCCCCCUGAUGUUCCUCGUCCUCACAGACACGGGUGACAUCCUGGCCACCGUCCUGUCCACGUCUUACGAUCGGUUCCAAAAACUCUCAUUCGUCCGGCUUCACCUUCCCCGGUGGUGCUCCCACCUGCUCUGCAGAAGGUCUGCCGCCAAGCCUGUUCCUGCCACCACGCCUGCGGCCCGAGAUGUCCCCAGGAUCGUCAUAGAAACCCAAGACCUUCCGGACCCCAAACCCGGCAGGAAUCCCUCCGCCCCAGGCAGCAACACAGAUCUGUUCGAGAGACUUCUGGCACGAGAGAGGCAGAGCACGCUGCGCCCACCCCCGCGGGCUGUCGAGAGGAGCAGCUCGUGUCCCGAGCUCACGUCGGGGAGGCUCUCCUACUCCAUCAUCAGCAACCUGGACGAGGUGGGACGGCAGGUGGAGAAGCUGGACAUCCCCCUCCUGGUCGUCGCCCUCCUCAUCUUUGCCUACAUUUCCUGCGCCGCCGCCAUCCUCCCCAUCUGGGAGACGCAGCUGGACUUUGAGAACGCCUUCUAUUUCUGCUUCAUCACGCUGACCACCAUCGGGUUUGGGGACACUUUUUUGGAACACCCUCACUUCUUCUUGUUCUUCUCCAUUUAUAUCAUCAUCGGGAUGGAGAUCCUGUACAUUGCUUUUAAGUUGGUGCAAAACAGGCUGAUUCACCUCUACAAAAGUCUCAUGCUGUUCUUCGCCAGAGGGGCAUCUGACCAUCCUGUUAAACACUGA
Molecule: messenger RNA, 1164 nt
Organism: Suricata suricatta (meerkat)
Lineage: Eukaryota; Metazoa; Chordata; Mammalia; Carnivora; Herpestidae
Gene: KCNK18
Product: potassium two pore domain channel subfamily K member 18
Exons: 3
Coding region: 1-1164 (387 amino acids)
Biological process (GO): potassium ion transmembrane transport; stabilization of membrane potential
Cellular component (GO): membrane
Molecular function (GO): potassium ion leak channel activity
Source: RefSeq, a predicted model, not a curated record